AACCUAAUUUUUUUCACUUGUCGCUCUUCUUCUCUCGCUCUUUCUCACUCCGCCGGCGGGAAAACCAUGUCGCACUUCGGGAGGUCAGGUCCACCGGAUAUCAGUGACACCUACUCACUCCUCGUCCUUAACAUCACUUUCCGUACGACUGCGGAUGAUCUCUAUCCUCUAUUCGCAAAGUAUGGCAAGGUCGUUGAUGUCUUUAUCCCCAGAGAUCGAAGGACUGGUGAUUCUCGUGGUUUUGCGUUUGUUCGGUACAAGUAUAAAGAUGAAGCUCACAAAGCAGUGGAAAGGCUUGAUGGAAGAGUUGUUGAUGGCCGGGAAAUAACUGUUCAGUUUGCGAAAUAUGGCCCUAAUGCUGAGAAGAUUUCCAAAGGAAGAGUUGUGGAACCACCACCAAAGUCACGAAGGUCAAGGAGCCGUAGUCCUAGGAGGAGUCGUAGUCCUCGGAGGAGCCGUAGCCCGUCUAGACGCCGCAGUCCUAGAAGAAGCCGCAGUCCUCGGAGGAGGUAAAGUUUCUUCUUUAAUCUGAAUG
Molecule: messenger RNA, 535 nt
Organism: Camelina sativa (false flax)
Lineage: Eukaryota; Viridiplantae; Streptophyta; Magnoliopsida; Brassicales; Brassicaceae
Source: RefSeq, a predicted model, not a curated record